AUCCAAUCAGGGAGCGAAUGUGGGCAGCCACGCCUUCGUUUUCAAAAUUAUUCGUUUUGGUCUGUUUUCACUGAAAUGUGAGCCCGGAUGUUUUCAAACUAAAACGGGGUCUUCGGCGUUUCCAAAAGUCUUCGUUUGCGAGGGUCGAAAAUGCCUGUAGACGACAGGCGUAACCGUAGCAAAAGCUAUGCAUUUUAAUACGAAAACGCACUAGUUUAAACAGGGCCUUAAUAUGAACUCCUAUAUAAAUCUUCAUAUUCUUCAAGCUCUUGACCUACAUCAGCAUGAGUUUAUGCAUUGCACUGCUGCUACAUAAUUGGCUGGCUGGAUAAUUGCAUGAAUGAGCAGGUAUACAGGUGUUUCUCUUAAGGUGGCUGGUGAGUCUAUAUUUAUGCAGGUUUUAAUCAGGCAAUAGUCAAAUUCAGCCUGUCACAUUCUCUGUAGGAGCCACUGUAUGAACACACCAUCAAGACUUGUUCGUAACGUUCAUGUGAUAGGUUGAUUGGUGAUAAUUGGAAAUUGGCAAAAUGUAGUAAAACUGGAAGUUAAAAAAAGGCAUUUAUGAGUCAAAAUUGAAUGAAAUCAUUUAUUGUAAUUGAUUAUAAAUCAAGUAUAAUUAAAAAAAGUACAGACAAGCUGAUUUGCACAUAAAUAUGAUACUUAAAAUAGUCCUUCUCUACGUCAUCAGUCACAAAUUAACAGUAUGCCUACACCAGAAUCAGAACAUAAUUGUUUGCAUUUUCAUUGGAAUUGUGUUGUAUCUUAUACUUUUAUAGCAGAUUCAGUGGUAUAGUUAAAUGUUGUAUCGUUGCCUUAAGAAUCAAAAUCGUAUCAUAUCAUGUGUAAGCCUGAGUUUUACACCCCUAAUAAUUACCCAGUAUCUCCUCCAUGAGGUCUUCUCAGUGUGGCUCCUAUAGUGAUGUUAUAAACUGGUCCUUCCAUUUGUCCAGCACCCACACUCACACUUAUCCAUGUUUGACCAACAUGAAAGAUCUCAUGUGGUUCUCAAAAUGUAAAUAUUCUUUUAGAUAAUAAAACUAGUACGAUAUCAAAACCAAAGAACAUAAAGUUGAGUUUUCUGUGUUCUGUAAAGGAUUUGUGAGAAUGAUGAUGAUAUCAAUAAAAACAUCUUUUUGUAAAAAAAAAAAAAAAAAAAUCUGGUUGUUCUUGUGCACAUACACACUGUACAUGUAUUUCUGUUUCAGCUGUUAACUUGAAAGCAGUAAAAUAUCCAUGAGGUGUCCAUGAUGAGGAGUGACUUCAGUAACGGUAUAAAACCGAUAUUAACCAAUAUUAAUAACUUGAUUGAGAAAACUGUGUCUACAGGUAUCUGUUUCAAAAACAGUACUACCUGAUUUUUACCAGUUUACUGAAUGGUUGUGCCUCACCUGUACUGUUCAAAAUUUAAAGUUAAAUGUGUGGGAUGUGUAAUUAUAGUGGAGGAGCAUUUUGUCAUUUUAUUUGACCUGAUUUUAAUUUUACCUAAUCUUUUUUUUUUUUUUGACAGUCACACAUUUCUCUGUCCCGCCCACUGAAAGGGCAAAACCCUGCAACAGUAUUAAACUGAAAAGAACUUAUAUAUUUUUUUCUGACAUCAGCUUACAUGAGUUCACAAUACCUUCUGGUUACAUAAACAAAUAGUCAAGAUCCAAAGAUUGUGCAGGUGCUUGCCCUACACAAGCUCUGUAGGGGUUUGUAUUGGUCACGUCUUUUAGCUCUGUAAUGAGAACGAACAAAAGGACCAAAUUCAUUCAAGUAAUCAAGACAUGUUUCAUCUGAUUUCCACUUAGCUUCAUUUCCUUCAGGUACAAGUAUCCUGUUUGAUCAAUGAACAGGGAGGAGGCAGAUUUGUUUUGAACAGCUGAUCUCUGUGAGCAUUUAGUUUCAACACCUUCCCACAAAUGGCUCUUCUGUCUGCAUGGACCUGAACAGAAUAAAACGGUGCUUAUUUUCUACUGCUAGUUUCCAGGGCUGAAGCUUUUGAAAGAAGUCAGUCAUGUGGGAAUUCUUCUUCUGCCUGAUGCCUUUCAUGUUCCUGUUCACGAUUGCUAUGCUUUUUCAAUCAAAGUGGAUUUGCCAUCUUGUAGAGGAAGGAACGAGGCAGCUAACUCUGCAUAUAUGGAUCAUAAUCUGCUCGAUAUUGAAGCUUCCACACCCCAGUGUUUUGUAUGGCACUGGGGACAAGGAGUCAAAAAUCAAGCUGAUCUACAAAUCGACAGCUCUGGCAAACAACCUCAUACAGAACUGUAAAGCUUUAGCAUGUGCUCCACUGGCUAGGUGGCCAAAAGCAGACCCUCAUUUACAAAUGUUCUUCAAUUUCUUAUGGCCCAUUGAGGAUGAUGCACAAGAACACUGUGGAAUAACCUUUACCAGGGAUCAUUUACUAAUACAAGAUGGUGGUAUCGUAGCACUAGAUUGGGCUGUCAGGCUUAAAGACCUGAAUGCUCAGGCUAAGAGGGAACAUUAUCUAGGAGAAAGAGCUCCAGGCUGCCAUACCUGCACUCCAUCCAUUAUCAUUCUGAUUCCUAAUGCUUUGGGGAAGAUCACGCAGAAUUUGCUGAGCUUGUGUCGCUUGGCUCUGCAGCAAGGUUUCUACCCUGUGGUCUUCCAUUGUCGUGGUCAUGGGAGAUGUCCGCUUACUACUCCACGCUACCAGGAAUUUGGGGAUCCCUCUGAUCUGGUGCAGGUAGUACUAUACAUUAAGAGCCGCCAUCCAUCUUCAGAUCUGUUUGCCAUCAGUGAAGGUUCUGGGUCUGGUCUGAUGCUGUCUUACCUUGGGGAGCGGGGCUCAUCCUCCUACCUGGUAGCAGCUGCUUGUAUAUCACCUGUGUUCUAGGGGCAACUGUUCUUUGAGACACCAUGCCCAAAAUUAUAUCAUGAGGCAUCAUUGUUUUACCGCAAGCUGCAAAUGAGCAGGUAAUUUAUAUUCAUUUUAGUGGAGAAGACUUUCUGAUUGGUAUUAAUGUCAAUAUAUUGUGCAAAGAAUUGAGAUGGUAAAAGUAACAAUUCAACUGACAUAGCAACUAAAGUGGCAGACAUGUCCUAUAGACCAGCACAAAGAUGUGUUGGUGUGCAAAUGAAAUAAGCCAAGUACAAGCUGACGCCACAAUGCGGCACUCGAGCCUAAGGCCGAGACCACUAACAAAAUCGGAGAUGAGUAGAAUGAACAAAAGCCAACAUAUGUAGAAAAUGAUGUUUUGGUUAUAUUUGUCAACAAAUUUACUGUUAGUCUUUGAAUGACUAUUGUUUAAACCAUUAAAGGUAAACCUAGUUCCACAACUUUGUCCUUAUACACAGGUAUGCAUCUGCUCUAAGUUCAGUUAUGGAUACUGAGAAAAUAUUCAGCUGUCGUUCUCUUUAAGACAUGGAGAAGCUGAUGUUCUGUUCAGUCAGAUUGCUAGACACCAGUCAGAAGAACACACUGGAGCAGGCUGUGGAGCUUAGAUCUGUACAGACUAACUGGGCUGGUUACUGGGAACGUAACGAACCCUUGCGAGAUGCUGAUGAAGUCGCUGUUCCUGUGCUUUGCUUGUGUAGCACUGAUGACCCGAUACUGCCUCCAGCCUCCACCUUGCCCAUGUCCAUCUUCCAGAACAGCCCUUAUUUCUUUCUGGCCCUGACAUCCCAGGGAAGCCAUUGUGGUUUUUUGCAGCAGGACACUCAGAUCGCUGCUUCCUGGAGCCAUGAGGCUGUGCUGGAAUAUUUCUGGGUUGUCUCAGAGUUCUUCAAAGUUGAGGAAAGAAAAUGCUUUAUGGAAGGGUUUGUUGGAUGGGAUACUGUCCAAGGGCUCAGUCAAAAAACAGGUGUCAUGUAACACAGGAGGAGGAGACCAACCAUGCUGAGGAGAGAGAGACCUGCCUUGGGUUCACAGAGACAACUCUCAUCUCAUUCAAGGUUGGUCACUUGUGAAGAGCAAGAGACGUUCACUUGGAAAAGAUCAUACACUCGAUGACGUGUGAAUUGUAUCAAAGGUGGAAAAGGAAAAGGAGAAAUACAACCUGGGUGACAGUGAAGAUGUAAACAGUGAUUAGAAAAGUUGCAGCGAACAGAAACCACAUGAAAACUUAUUAAACAUAGUCAAAAAGUGUUCUAAAGUGAAAAUGUUAUUUUAAAAAGUGCUUAAUUGGUUAAUAACUAAAUUAACUGUAUAGCCUAAAUAUAAACAUUUCCCCGCCAGACCUAAAUUCCUGACCAGAAUUCAUCACUUCCUGCACGCCUGCUUGCAGGAAGAUAUUACAUUAGCUGCAAAAUCCACGUAGAAAGUAUUUUUCUCACGAUUCUACAAGCAACAAAUCAAACCGCAAAGUAGAAGGAUGCUCUGAAAUUGUUAAAAAAAAUAAUAAAAAUACAUGUGUUUGGUUUUAUUUCUAUGCUAGGCUUUCUGUAAGCAGAGUAGACGUCCUAUAACUAGAGUAGAUGUCAUGACCAAGAGAGGAAGCAGGCAAUGUAUUUUAAUUUCCUGAAUUGUGGAUCAAACACACAAAGAUGCAUCCUAAAUUGCAGAAUUAGUAAUACUGCCAUUAAGUCAUCCAUUACACCAUCCACAAUUUAAUGAUUUUUUUUUUCACCUCCUGCUGUAAACAAAUUGAUUUGUAAGGUUGUGCUGAUGGGGAUGUUUUCUCAUUAGAUUUGUACUUGUUUUAAAAGUGAGGAUUGCUUAAAAAUAAAAAAUAUAAACUACGGCGUUCAAUAUCUGCUUCCGGGGGGGGGGAUAAACACAAAAUACACAUACUUUACUGCAAAAAGAAAAUAAAGACAAAUGUAUCUAUGAUUACUUAUUACAAUAAAAAACAAAUAUAGAUUAUUAUUAAACCUAUUCUAGACAUUUUAAACUCUGAAAAACUUUUUCUGUUGGCAGAUUUGUUUUUUUCUAAUUUUAAGUUUGUAUUUCAAAAUGAUCUGCCAAUAGAUUAAAAACAGUGUAAAGCUUGAAAUGAAACUGGCUGAAUAAUAUUUGAAUUAUAAUAGUUUCAUAAUAAGAAGUAUUUAAUAAAUUUAACCAUAUUCAAUAGACAGUGGAUAUAAAAAGUCUAUAUACCCCUGUUAAAAGGGCAGGUUGCUGUGAUGGGGGAAAAAAAUGAAACUAAGAUAAAUCAUAUCAGAACUUUUUCCACAUUCAGCGUGAAAUUAUAACGUAUAAAAAUGAAGUGAAAAACAACCAGAAACAUUUUAAAGAAAUACCUGCUGAUAUUAGUACAAAACAUUCUAGUGCCUGCUAGUAAGCUGAAGAUGAAAAGGAAUUUCACAUUUCAGCAUGACAAUGACCCAAAGCAUACAUCCACAUUAAUAAAAGGAUGGCUUACCCAAAAAAGAUCAAUGUUUUUUGAAUGGCCUAGCCAGAGUCCAGACCUGAAUCCAUCUAAAGACCUGUGGAGUGACCUGAAGUGGGCUGUGCACAGGAGAUGACCUCACAACAUGAUGGAUCUAGAAUAUUUCCAAAUCAAGAUGUGCCACACUGAUAGACUCUUACCCAAAAAGACUGUGCUGUAAUAAAAUCAAAAGGUGCUUCAACAAUGUAUUAGUUUAGGGGUGUGCACACAUAAUUCAACUAGCUUAUUAUAAGUUUGUUUGUUUUUUUCCCAUAAAAUCUUUGACUGGUAUACAAAUAAAGGGGGGGGG
Molecule: messenger RNA, 5619 nt
Organism: Ictalurus furcatus (blue catfish)
Lineage: Eukaryota; Metazoa; Chordata; Actinopteri; Siluriformes; Ictaluridae
Product: protein ABHD15
Exons: 1
Molecular function (GO): monoacylglycerol lipase activity; short-chain carboxylesterase activity
Source: RefSeq, a predicted model, not a curated record